CGACAAGAUGACAAUUCAUAUUUUUACCAAAGGAUCCAGUGAGUCAUCCUAUUAACUCCGCUGAAAUACAUGCUUGCCAAUCGUCCAGCCACGUUAUUCAACGGACAUCACAAUGACUGAGGACUCAGACCACAGGUUCAGUAGUCUCACCUGGGAUCAGAUUAAAAUCCUGGACCAAGUUUUAGCUGAGGUCAUACCUAUUCAUGGGAGAGGAAAUUUUCCAACACUGGAUGUAAAGCUGAAGGAUAUUAUCCAUGUGGUAAAGGAGCAACUCGUUGAAAAGCGAAUCAACGUUAGAGAUAUCCGCCUGAAUGGCUCGACGGCCAGUCACAUCCUAGUAAAGCAGAAUGGAACCAGUUACAAGGACCUAGACAUCAUUUUUGGGGUAGAACUUCCAAGUGAGCUCGAGUUCCAGGUUGUUAAGGAAGCAGUUCUUAAUUGCCUGUUGGACUUCUUGCCAAAAUGUGUUAAUAAGGAAAAAAUCACUGCUCAGACCAUGAAAGAUGCUUAUGUGCAGAAGAUGGUCAAAGUCUCCACUGACCAUGAUCGCUGGAGUCUCAUCUCGCUGUCAAACAACAGCGGCAAGAAUGUAGAAUUAAAGUUCGUCAGCUCGCUCAGACGGCAGUUUGAGUUUAGCGUGGACUCCUUCCAAAUCAUACUGGACUCCAUACUGAAUGUUUACAGAGCAGCAGACUCCAAACUGACAGAAGACUCUUACCCCACUGUCAUCGCCGAGAGUAUGUAUGGGAACUUCAAUGAAGCAAUGAACCACUUAAAAUACAAACUGAUUUCCACAAGGAACCCGGAGGAAAUCCGAGGAGGCGGGCUCCUGAAGUACAGCAAUCUCCUGGUUCGCGACUUUAAGCCAGCAGACGAGGCUGAAAUUAAAUCUCUGGAACGUUACAUGUGCUCCAGGUUCUUCAUUGAUUUUCCAGAUGUUGCUGAGCAGCAAAGGAAAAUUGAGUCAUACCUGCGCAACCACUUCAUCGGGGAAGAGAAAAGCAAGUAUGACUACUUGAUGACUCUGCGUGGAGUUGUAAACAAGAGCACAGUCUGUCUCAUGGGGCACGAACGAAGACAAACGCUGAACAUGAUCACAAUUCUGGCUUUAAAAGUACUCGGAGAACAAAAUAUCAUCCCCAACGCGGCCAAUGUAACGUGCUAUUAUCAGCCUGCUCCGUAUAUCAGUGACAGAAACUUCAGCAAUUACUACAUUGCUCACGGACAACCACCUGUCAUCUACCAGCCAUACCCAUUUCACAUACAAGUGCAAAGCGGCAUGGUUUAGGAACACAAUCACCUCCUCAGUACUUACACACCUCUCUCUUUCCAGUUCUCUCCAUAAUAAAGGCCUCAUUAAA
Molecule: messenger RNA, 1361 nt
Organism: Eurypyga helias (sunbittern)
Lineage: Eukaryota; Metazoa; Chordata; Aves; Eurypygiformes; Eurypygidae
Product: protein FAM46C-like
Exons: 2
Coding region: 113-1288 (391 amino acids)
Biological process (GO): mRNA stabilization
Molecular function (GO): poly(A) RNA polymerase activity; RNA binding
Source: RefSeq, a predicted model, not a curated record